AUGCUUCGUCCUAGGACUCUCGUCUUCGGAACCCUGGUUUUCGCGACCCUGGUAGUUUUCUGGACUGCACUACAUCUCAACUCCCUCGACACCAUACGGCAAGCCGCGAUACAAGAUCCACUCACCGCGAAUAUCCAAGAAUCGCGUCUUCACCUGCUCAUUGUAGCUACGAGUAGUGGCCUCGACUUGUGCCGCCUUCUUCUCUCCGCGUCGGUGCUCUUGUACCCACCUCCUGUUCUCAUCGACUGGGCAGGAGCGGGCGCAUUCAACGCUGCAGAAACUCACCUUGCGAAAAUCGCGGGUCCUCUUCGCUACCUCGAGAGUCUGUCCCCCGCACAAGAUACAGACAUAGUCUUACUGGUGGAUGGCUUCGAUGUUACGUUCCAGCUCGGUCCGGAUGUCUUGCUAAAGCGUUACUUCGAAGAGACGGCUGCCGCCAAUGAUCGGCUGAUCAACCGGUACGGCAAAAGCCAUGUGCGGAAACACAACAUUUACAACAGCAUCUUUUUCGGCCCUGACAAAGUAUGCUGGCCAGAAGAUGUUCUUCGCUUAGCGUGCUGGGUCGUCCCUGACUCACCUCUUCACCCCGACGCUUUUGGCCCUUACACUGAUGGAUGGGGUGAUAUGAAUCACGCAAGACCGCGCUGGCUGAACUCAGGCACCAUCAUCGGGCCCGCUGGCGAAAUGCGCGAGAUGUUUCGUGCAACUCAAGAAAAGAUCAAGCAGACGUACAAUCCCGAAGACGUGCUGCGCAACUCCGAUCAGAAGUACUUUGCAGACGUAUGGGGUGAUCAAGAGUAUGCGCGCAUACUAUCGCAUGGAGAUAAGCCCUACGGGAUGCCCGAAGGAGUUCAAGAAAUUGACCUACCAACGCUCAAGGAAGGCGAAGUGACUGAAUAUCACAUUGGGCUGGACUAUCGAUCGAGCCUAUUCCAAACAGCUGCGGGGUAUAGGAACUACAUUGCUUGGACGGCGACGAACCGAUCCUCGCUUCCUUCAUCAUCGAAAUCCGUGGAGCCGUACAGGAUUGAUCUACAGGAGGACGUGCUGCAGUCAAGGAAGCCAUUUGCUGCUAUAUCAGAUGAUCCGGCCUUGAAGAAAACUUCGUGGCGAGAUGUGUCUCUGGGUUUCAACACAGUUACUGGCCAGCCUUUCCCAGUGCUCCACUUCACAGGCGACAAGUCAUUUCGAGACACUUGGUGGCCCCGCAUGUGGUACUCUGGAGAGGCUGAGCGCCUUCAACGCGCGGCAUCUCAAGUAAACGACGAGAAGAUUGGGUCAGAUCCUAUCAAUGGAGUUCGGUGGACCAAGAACAUGCCGUACGACAGUAAAGUAGGCGAGCCAGAGGAGAAGUCGGGGGCUUGGAGUGACCAGGGGGAAUCGCUCUCGUGGAAAUCUCUUUGCGAGUCGCAUGAACCUGCGUUCGACCGCCAUCUUGUUCCCACUGCUUUCUCGUCGAGCAGCAAGAACAAGGCGAAACGCUCCUCUAUCCUCCACGUCCUCAUCCCGGCGGACCACAAAGAUGUCAAUCUUUGCAAGACGAUGCUCAGCGCUGCAGUGGCUGGGUACCCAACCCCUACGCUGAUCAACUGGGGCGCCACAUUUGACGAUAAAUCGCUAGUGGCUGGAGGUUCGCAUAUCGCCAAGAUCAGUGGUGUGCUCGAAUACCUGCGUAAACUUGGACCGGAACGCGACGACGACUUGGUAUUGCUGGUGGAUGGAUACGACAUCUGGUUUCAACUACGACCCAGCGUGUUAAUCUCGCGCUUCCACGCUAUCAACGACGCGGCGAAUGCGCGAAUACGGAAGACCAUGGGAUCGAGAGCCGCGGCUGCAGAGGGGAUAAGUCAGGACAUUGUCUUCUCCGCGCAGAAGCGGUGUUGGCCUUGGAAACCAGAGGACCCCCCUUGCUAUGCUGUACCGCAAUCUUCAUUGCCUGGCGACAUCUACGGUCCGCAGACAGAUACCGAUAUCGGCUGGGACAAGAAUCCAUACGUCAAGUUCAGACAACGGUACCUGAACUCCGGAGAUGCCAUGGGUCGCGUGGGCACAAUGAAAGCGCUCUUCGAACGCGCUAUGGAGAAGGCAGACAAGGACCGAAACUUUGGCAGCGACCAGAAGAUCUUCAGUGAGAUUUUCGGCGACCAAGAAUUUCAACGCGAGGUCAUGAGACAACGGCACAGGUCUUUCUUCCAAAAGACGGGGGAUUGGUUGACGGGGAGAAAGAGCAUCCUCAGCCCGCAGUCUGAGCGGCAUUUGCGCGAGCACAAGGCUGGCAAGCCAGAUGAGUUCGGCAUCGGACUGGAUUAUGCCAGUCUACUUGGUCAUCCCACAGUCUUCGCAGAAGAAGACUCAGCAUGGGUUACACAUGGCGACCCCAAGUCCAUUGCGCAAGCGUCUGCUGAACUCAACGUCGCGCCAGUACGCGUUCACGACCUUGUCCAAGACAUUACCGAGUCGCAACCGCCAUUCCGCCCCGCAGUCGUCGCUCCGGGUGCCAAAUUCCCCGAUGAGAAGUCUUGGAACGAUGUUCCUCUCUACACGAACAUGUGGACGAGCGUCGUCCCUGGCCUGAUCCACCACAACGCGCAUCGAGAUGGGCUCAAGUCCCUCCGCGUUUCGGUCUGGGAUCGCAUGUGGUACUUUAAUCACACUAGGAAGUUGUACGAGUCGAAUGCCAUGGGACCGGUCGCGCCCGUUGCUGUAGUACAUGAUGAUGCGGGCGUGGAGCAGGCGUGGUGGAGCCCAAUCGCGGAGAAGGGCGGGGCAAAGUCGGACAAGGAUGAAUGGCUGCCAUUCAAUGAUUUGUGCAAGGACUUUGAGAAAGAGGUGUUUAGAGAUGUUUAG
Molecule: messenger RNA, 2847 nt
Organism: Alternaria novae-zelandiae
Lineage: Eukaryota; Fungi; Ascomycota; Dothideomycetes; Pleosporales; Pleosporaceae
Exons: 2
Coding region: 1-2847 (948 amino acids)
Source: RefSeq, a predicted model, not a curated record